Molecule: messenger RNA, 395 nt
Organism: Lathyrus oleraceus (garden pea)
Lineage: Eukaryota; Viridiplantae; Streptophyta; Magnoliopsida; Fabales; Fabaceae
Product: auxin-induced protein 15A-like
Exons: 1
Coding region: 6-395 (129 amino acids)
Biological process (GO): response to auxin
Source: RefSeq, a predicted model, not a curated record
ACAAGAUGAUAGGGAAAAAUAUGGUAUCACUUAAGAAACUAGUCAAAAAGGUGAAGGUUGUAGGUAGAGUUGACCAAGACCCUGCUCAUAAGAAGUUAUUGAAGGAAUGUGAAGAGAAAAAAAAGCCAAAAGCCAAGAAAAAAAGAUCGAAAAAAAGAGGUGUUUUUGCACUAUAUGUUGGGGAAGAACGAAAGAGAUGCGUGGUUCCAAUUAGUUACCUUCGACAUCCAUUAUUCAAGAUGUUGUUGGAGAAAGCAUACAAUGAAUUUGGGUUUCAACAGAGAAAUGGUUUGGUUGUUCCAUGCAGUGUUUCAGCAUUUCAUGAGAUAGUUAAUGCUAUUGAAUGUAAGAAUUGUAAGUUUGACAUGGCAAAUAUUUUCGAUGAGUUGAUUUGA